Molecule: messenger RNA, 1860 nt
Organism: Ruditapes philippinarum (Manila clam)
Lineage: Eukaryota; Metazoa; Mollusca; Bivalvia; Venerida; Veneridae
Product: interferon-gamma-inducible GTPase 10-like
Exons: 2
Coding region: 153-1337 (394 amino acids)
Cellular component (GO): membrane
Molecular function (GO): GTP binding
Source: RefSeq, a predicted model, not a curated record
CUUGGUAUCACUAUAAAGCGAAAUAACAAAAUAAAAAUUGUCCAAUCCAAGCUUCCGUAUAAAGAAAGGACAAAACGCUGUUUACAAUUAUAAUGCAAUGUCAUUCAACAAGUUGAAGUGAACCGUUGUGAUUAUCGACUCUCAUCGUCACAAUGAGCGACACAGAAAAAAGCGAAAAAUCUGAAAUGAGAGAUAUCGUAAACAAAUACAAAGAGGUAAUGAGAACAAAGGGACCAAAAGGCUUACAAGAAGAGCUGACCAAUAAUCUAGAAGCAUGGACGAAUACCAAAGUAAACGUUGCAGUCGUUGGAAAUCCGGGAACCGGAAAAUCCACCUUCAUUAACGCGGUUCUUGGUAUUGACCAUAUGGACGAAAAUGCAGCUGCUUCGGGUAUUGUAGAAACGACAAUGGAAAUCAAACCAUACUACGGCAAAAUGAAGAGUGUUGUUUUCUGGGAUUUGCCUGGAGUGGGAACUCCGAAUUUCCCAAAGAAAAAUUAUGAUGAUAAGGUCAAAUUACAGACAUAUGAUUAUUUCAUUCUCAUCGCUAGGAACAGAUUCACCGAAAAUGACAUCUGGCUUUCCAAAGAAAUCAAGAAAUGUAACAAAAAGUUUUGCUUUGUUCGUACACAUCUUGAUGAAGAUAUUGAAAACGACUCUAAAUCAAAACCAAAAACUCAUAAUAGGCAGGCGGUAAUUGACGGUAUCAGAAGAGACUGCGCAGAAAAUCUCAAGGAUGUUGCCCCAGUUGACAUUUACCUUAUCGACAGCUUCGAAUGUGAGAAAUACGACUUUGGUGAUCUAAUCAAAACCCUUUUCCAAGAAUUAAAAGGUAUGAAAGCAAAGCUUUUGGCGUUAAGUCUUACCUCUGCCACAGAAGAGAUAAUAGGUGAAAAAGCCAAGUAUCUCAUAGAAAGAUUGGUAUUUGUUUAUUUCAAAAUCGUAUUUAAGUACGAAAAAGAAACAUCCGAUGAUCUGGCAAAACAGACCCUACGAUAUGAGAGCGAAUUGUAUAAGAAGGUGUUCGGCAUUGACGAUGAAACGUUAAAGAUGGAUCGAAAUCUGUUUAAAUUGUCUCAGCUGGGCACUGACUGCAAAUUACAGGAGCUUGAAAUGAUUGGGGAAAAAAUGAUGGAAAGUUCUGAACAAGUGGUAGACAAAUUUCAUACGUUAUUUAAGGAAGAUUACAGUUUUUUAGGAAUACCGUUUAACAACAUCCUUUUUGGCGAAAUUAUAUCGGGCAUAUUAUAUAAAAUGAUAUUGAGAUAUCAACAAUUUGCCUGUAACAUUUUUCAGAACAUACCAAUUGAUUUUGCCGAGAAAUGUAAUACAGACUAAAGAGCACAGACCCCAUUACUUGUUCUAGUUGAUGCCAUCUUUAUGAUACUAUACUCAUUUUUUUCAUUUUAAAGUUGAGCUGAAUGAACAAUAUAUUUCAAAAGAUUGACAAUCAUGAUGGAGAUUGACCAACAGUUGAUAAGGAUGAAUUAUAAAUAAGCAUAGAUCUACAAUAUAAUAAGACUGACUUACUUUUUAUGAAGUGAAUGGGUUUUUGUAGAAAAUUCCUUGCCUCAUGUGAGGUAUCUAUCGGUUAUAAAUUUGAAAGGAAUAAUGGCAAAAUAUAAACUUAUUUUGACUUGUUUCAUAUGUUGCUUGAUUUAGCAUAAUGUAACACUUCAACAUUAAAAUCCAUUAAUGUUGACAUAAGUAGAAGAUAUGUCUCUUUAGAAUGUUUCUGUUAAACUUGAUAUGAUUUAUGUCACACUCUGAUUUAUCUGGAAAAAAACAAUAUGUACAUAUUUUGCAAUUUGUAUUUGAUUACAUUUUACAUAUUAUAUACGUAUGAAAUAAAAUAAAAUGA